Periophthalmus magnuspinnatus is the source of this 6212-nucleotide messenger RNA. It is a transcript of the gene clec16a, whose product is annotated as C-type lectin domain containing 16A. The coding region runs from base 151 to 3342 and encodes 1063 amino acids. The transcript is spliced from 23 exons. Lineage: Eukaryota; Metazoa; Chordata; Actinopteri; Gobiiformes; Gobiidae. Gene Ontology annotation, cellular component: endolysosome membrane; late endosome. The record is from RefSeq and is a predicted model, not a curated record. Gene Ontology annotation, biological process: endosome to lysosome transport; regulation of autophagosome maturation; endosomal transport.
GUGACCCAAGCGCUGCUAUCGCCGCCUCUCACCUUCUGUUUGCUAAAUGGCUAUCUGUGGGCUAAGGAAAGUGUGUAGAAUGGAUUGAAAACAACAUUUAGAUUAGUAAAAUAACACGCGCGGUGCAGAGGAUUCUACCUUACGGCCGCCAUGUUCGGUCGGUCGCGGAGCUGGGUUGGACAGGGAAGGGCAAAGAACGUCCACUCCUUGGAUCAGUUGAAGUAUUUGUACCAUGUCCUGACCAAAAACACCACAGUGACAGACCACAACAGAAAUCUGCUGGUGGAGACGAUCCGCUCCAUCACUGAGAAUCUCAUCUGGGGAGAUCAGAAUGACAGCUCUGUGUUUGACUUUUUCCUGGAGAAGAACAUGUUCGCUUUCUUCCUCAACAUCCUUCGACAAAAGUCUGGUCGUUACGUGUGUGUGCAGCUCCUUCAGACUCUCAAUAUUCUGUUUGAGAACAUCAGCCACGAGACGUCCUUAUAUUAUCUCUUGUCAAACAAUCAUGUGAACUCCAUCAUCGUCCACAAGUUUGACUUUUCUGAUGAGGAGAUAAUGGCCUACUAUAUAUCGUUCCUCAAGACGCUUUCACUUAAACUAAACAACCAUACUGUGCACUUCUUCUACAAUGAGCACACAAAUGACUUUGCUCUGUACACUGAGGCCAUUAAGUUUUUCAACCACCCUGAGAGCAUGGUGCGCAUUGCAGUCCGGACCAUCACGCUCAAUGUUUACAAAGUGGAUAACCAGCACAUGCUCCACUACAUAAGAGAUAAGACUGCGGUCCCUUACUUCAGUAACCUGGUCUGGUUUAUCGGGAGCCAUGUGAUUGAACUGGACAAAUGUGUACAGACGGAUGAAGAACACAAAAAUCGUGGAAAGCUGAGCGACCUGGUGGCGGAGCAUUUGGACCACCUGCACUACCUGAACGACAUCCUCAUAAUCAACUGCGAGUUCCUUAACGACGUGCUCACGGACCACCUGCUCAACCGGCUCUUUUUACCCCUCUACGUCUACUCCCUGAUCAGCCCCGAAAUUUCUGAAGAGCGAAAAAUCAACCCUCAAGUCUCUCUCUACCUGCUGUCCCAAGUUUUCUUGAUCAUCCACUACCAGCCUCUAGUCAACUCCUUAGCCGAUGUGAUUCUCAAUGGGGACCUGUCUGUUUUCACGCAGCAGACAGACAUCCAAAGUGCACACACAUUUAUGGCCAGUGCAGGUGGAAUGCGUCGCUUCAUCAAGCCCCCCGAAUCACUGGAACGCUCUCUGGAAAUGUCCCGACACCGCGGACGCAAAAAGACCCAGAAGAGGCCCAACUAUAAGAACUUGGGAGAGGAGGAGGAGGAGGAGCGGGCGGGCUUAGGAGGGGGUGAGGCCGACGAUGGCUGGGACGAGAGAGAGGGGGUCCGGGAGAAGGCCAAAGGUACAGAGGGAGUGGCAGGUGGGAGCUCUAAGGGCAGCAGAGCCAGUGGGGAGACAGCCGAAGAAAUAGAGAUGGUGGUUAUGGAUAAAUCUAAGGUGUCUGAGCUCACUGAGCAGAACAUCACCGAUGAGGAGAAGACGGCAGCAGCGACCUGCAUGUACACACACAGACCCUUUUUAGACAUGGUGUACACGGCCUUGGACUGCACCAGUGACGACUACCAGGCCCUGUUUGUCCUGUGCCUGCUCUAUGCCAUCUCCCACAGUAAAGGCAUAAACCGAGACGUCUUGGAGCGGCUGCAGCUGCCCGCACCAGAGCAGCAGAGGAGCUCCUACAGUGUGGUGCUGGUGGAGAGACUCAUCAGAAUCAUGAGCCAUUGUGCACAGCCAGACGGCAGAGUGCGCCUCGCCACUCUGGAACUUAGCUGCCUUUUAUUAAAGCAGUCCGUGCUCUCCGGCAAUGACUGCAUAAUAAAAGAUGUCCACCUCGCGUGCCUUGAGGGCGCCCGUGAAGAAAGCCUCCACCUACUGCGUACAUUUUAUAAGGGGGAGGAGAUAUUCCUGGACAUGUUUGAGGAUGAGUACAGGAGCAUGACUAGUAAACCCUUGAAUGUGGAGUAUCUCAUGAUGGACGCCUCCAUUCUCCUGCCACCGACGGGCACCCCUUUGACGGGCAUCGACUUUGUGAAGAGGCUGCCCUGUGGGGACGUGGAGAAGACAAGACGAGCCAUCCGUGUGUUUUUCAUGCUGCGCUCGUUGUCACUCCAGCUUCAGGGGGAACCAGAGACACAGCUGCCUUUGACUAGACCCGAGGACCUGAUAAAGACUGAUGACGUCUUAGAUCUCAAUAACAGUGACCUUAUCGCCUGUAUGGUGGUCAGUAAAGACGGGCUCCAGGCUCAGAGGUUCCUGGCUGUGGACAUCUAUCAAAUGAGUCUCGUCGAACCAGACACCAAACGCCUUGGAUGGGGUGUGGUCAAAUUUGCUGGCCUUCUGCAAGACAUGCAAGUAUCUGGUGUUGAGGAUGACAGUAGAGCCUUAAACAUAGUGAUUCAUAAGCCCAGCUCGAACCCCCACGCCAAGCCCUUGCCCAUUCUGCAGGCCAACUUUAUAUUUGCUGACCACAUCCGCUGCAUCAUCGCCAAGCAAAGACUGGCGAAAGGCCGCAUCCAGGCUCGGCGAAUGAAGAUGCAGAGGAUCGCAGCUCUCCUAGACCUCCCUGUGCAGCCCAGUGCGACUGAAGUGCUGGGAUUCGGACAGACAGUGAAUGCAUCACCAGGAGGCCUGCCUUUCCGCUUCUAUGAGCAGUCCAGACGAUCCCCCAAUGACCCCACCGCGAGCAGAUCUGUGUUUGCGUCUGUGGAUAAAGUACCAGGCUUUGCAGUGGCCCACUGUGUGUCCCAGCACAGCCCCUCCCCCCUGUCUUCCCCUUCUCCCCCCUCCAGUGGCAGUGGAAGUACAGGCCGUUGUGAUUCUGUCACUAACAGUACAGUGUCGACGCAGAGCCCUGCAGAUGAGAGCGUGUUUUCUGCGUACACCCCCCCUGCUUGUGUAGCACCAGAAGAAGGCGCUCCUGCCUCCGCUCAUGGCCCAGCGCUGGCCCCGAGCUUGACUCCGGCCACGCAGCCCACCAUUUCCCUCCUCACAGACGACGCCACGGACAGCCUCAGUGUGGAGUCACUCACUCUCCUGCCCCCUGCUGGCUCCCCUCACCUCCACCCCUGCACCAGCGUCGCCCCAAAAGGACAGGCCACCAUCAUAGAAGAGGAGGAGAUGAAGGAGCUAGGACACACGGGGGAUGAGGAGGAAGAGGAGACUGAUGCUACUGUAAAAGAAGAGCAAAUGACAACCACUGAUGAAGACUCACCCGAACACCCACAGACAGGUCAAUGUGACACCAUAGACUCACCUGAACUGGACUAGGAAUUUAGCACAAGAAAGUGACCAGUGGUUGAACCACUAUAACUCAAACUGCACUCUCUCUGAAGACAUGAACUCUCUUCAUGGGAGAAGACCUGCUCCAGUGUGUCCUCAGCACGCAUCAACAGGCACAACCAGCAACAUUUCUACUCAUUCUGUUUUCAGAGUGUCUCAAAGGGUUUUAAUGGACUUGUUCUGUGGAUAUGCCCUUAGUCGCAGCUGCAGACGUCAUACAAAUGUGUUUUUAGCCCUUUGCUUUUAAGUAGAUACCAUCGGUUCAUAUUCCACCUAUGACAACAGCUGCUGUGUCCCUGCAGUGCGUGGGGUGUGUCUGUGAACGGCAGUGGCACCAAACACUGCUCUACUGUCUAGGGCUGGGUGAUAUGGUGAGAAUAAUCGGAUGGUGACCUUAUCCAUGUGAUGAUAUGCCCUUUUGUUUAUCAUGAUUCACUAUUUCUCUAUUUUAUGUACGGUAGCUCUUCACACAGUUUCUCCCACUCAUUUUCUCUCAUAGGUUAGUCCUUAUAAGGCUGUGAGUGAGUGACGGCUGGAUUUAACCAGUCACAGUGAAACGUAAGCAUUCAGAAAUGGCAGACAUUUUAAAGGCAAUAGAAAAAUGCAGUGCACAUUAAUGAAAAUAAAAACUGUGAUCUAAUUCUUUGCCAUAUCGCCCAUCCCUACUAAUGUCUACGCUUUUCACACGGUUUGAUUCAAGCUAACGGGUGUGUAUCAUUGUAGCUAGCAUUUAAACAACAAAGAAAAACAGGUAUAUACUCGGGCUGCGUAGAGUUUUAGACCUUGUGUAAUUUUAAUUUGCAGUUUUAUGACAACAUCCCAUUUGAUAGCGUCCAGGACAGUAAACGCGCACUGAAACGAACACGCUAGUGACAGAGCUAACAGACUGAAUGAACAACAACAACGAUGACACAGUUCAAUGUUCCUUAUUGCUGCUUUACUAAUUAACUGACAUGGCCAACAGCGCGUGAAUGUACUGUCAGCUCUUUUAGCACGCACCAGUAACACCAGUCGAGUUCCUGGAAGCACUUUAGAGCGCGCCGGAUCGAAACGAGAACUCAAGACCUUCUGAAAAUGUUGUUUCUUGAGCCGUGACUAAGCAGUUAUUUAGAGAAUAGUGCAGCCUCUCACUUUGUGUAAUGAGUAAAACAAAGCUUUACUUCUGCAAAAGCUAAUCAGAGGUGACAGGUGAAUGUAAUACAAGUUUCCCAAUGCUGGUGUCUCUCUCUCUCUAUCUCUAUCUCUCUAUCUAUACGUUUGAAUGGAAUUUCUUAGUCUAUUUUCAACAAACAAAGCACAGAAUGUCAGAGCGACCUCUCACGGCCAUUGACCUUUGACCUUUUUUUUCUUUCUGUGCCAUUAUAUUGUACAGUCUUAAUGAUCAGUGGGUUAUUUCUUACACUGUACAGUCAUCCACUUUAUAAAUAAGAAAUUCAGAGCAAUACUCUCUUUAUGGAGUUUUCCUCUUCGUAUUUCCGUAUGGUUUUGUAAAUAGCAGCAGAAUGGCAGCGGUCGUGAUCACUGGUGCACUGCAGGCUUGGCACGGUGACGAGCUGCCGGUGUUCAUUUAGAGGUGGGCAGUGUAUUGUGUUUGUUAAAUAAUACUGACAUUUUGAUGAGUGUCUAUGAUAAGAAUUCAAAAACUGCAUACGUUUUUUGAUUAAAAGAAAUUUAGGUUAUACUUUAUAAUAACCACACCUCAAUUAGCAGUAAUAAAACACAAACAUUGACUCAAUUCACAAGGAGAAAAUGGUUUAUUAAGAAUGGUUCACACUUAGAAACUACUUAAUUAAAGGGUUAGGAGGUAGAGGAUUAGUUUAGUCACUAAGACUUUAUCAUUCUUAUUAGGGAUGUACGAUAAAUAGCAAUUUGAAUGGUUGAAAGUACGAUAACUUCCUCUACAAACUGCAAAAUGUGAUUCAUCUUUUACUUUGCCAGUUCAUAUUUCAGCCUUUUUAUCCCAAAAAUCGCAGAUAUCUUUCUCAAAUCGUUCAGACUUCGUCACUAAUUAAAGGUUUUGGAGGGAGAGUAUUAGUUUAGUUACUAAGUCUGAACGAUUUGAGAAAAAUAUCUAACUGCGAUUUUUUUAUACGGGAAUAGAAUAAUUGAUAAAAAGGCUGGAAUAUGAACUGGCAAACUAAAACAAGAAUCACGUUUUGCUAUUUAUCAUGCAGCCCUGAUAAGAAUGAUUCAGUCUUAGUAACUAAACUAAUGCCCUAACUCCUAAACCUUGAAUUAGUUACAAAGACUGAAUCAUACUUAAAAGGGUUUGAAAGUUCGAAAUUGGCAAAUCACAAAGGCAUUUUUUUGUUUUUGCAUCUCUAAACUGAAAAAUGUGAUUCUUGUUUUAAUUUGCACUUCAUAUUUCAACCUUUUUUUCUAUUUCUAUAAUUCUAUUCACAGAUCAGCAUCACAAUUAGAUCUUUUUCUCAAACCGUUCAGCCCUGAUUCUUAAUAAACCAUUUCCUCAUUUUCAACUAAAUCUUCGGGUAAUUCAAGUAAUUAAAUGUAGUUUUUCUGAAGUGCUACCAAAACCUCUCAUGUAGUACAGUAAUCUUUCAGAAUUAGGUGUAAAGUGCCACUUCCUAACUUUUGUUUUCAAUUUUACUGCACUUUCAGUUUUUGUGCAAGACUGGAAUCUCAACCAAAAACAUUUAGACACAUUCCAGCACAACACUGGAUUUCGGGAAGUCUAUUUUUGAUCAGAAAAUGCUAAAAAUAAAACUAAAAUUAAACGAUAUCGAUACCGCCCACCCCUAGCCCAUGAUUGUAGUGAGCGUGUGUGUGUUUGUACGCCCUGUAAAUGCUUUUGACUGUAAAAUUAAGAAAAAAAUACCUGCAAUAAAUUAUUCUACUAC